Molecule: messenger RNA, 2448 nt
Organism: Geodia barretti
Lineage: Eukaryota; Metazoa; Porifera; Demospongiae; Tetractinellida; Geodiidae
Source: the annotation of a GenBank genome assembly
CCUGCAGCUAUUGGUGAAGCAGAUGAUGGCGUGCAGGCUAACCAGCCAGGGAAAAACAAAGCGUUUCUCUACCACGCAGCCGGUUCUGCUGUCAUACUGCUAGUCGCAGUGAUCCUGCGCACGCAGCAGGCUGUUCCAGGUUGUGCAGAAAAGCUAAAUGAUGGUCACUGGCUGGCAGAGAACCUGUGGCAGCCAAGGCUCUGCAACCUCCACCCUUUCACCAGGAGUGAGGUUGAGUCAUGUGUGGCAGAGUUCUCUCACGUGGUAGUUAUCGGAGCAGAUAAAUGGGCCUCAGCCGCCCGCCUCCUCUGUCCUACUACAACCAGGGACAGAAAGACAACCAGUCAACACAACUGUGAAACGCGAUACGUUGGUCAGUCAAACACGUGUGCAGAAGACGAGCAGGUGGUUGCGGAAUACAUCAAACUUGCGCAGAGUCCAGAAGAGAAGGGUCCAGUGCUGGUAAUCCACCAACCUCUAUUCCAUGUCUCUCCUCUUGCGAAAGACCAGUUGUCAGCUGAGGCUCUCUCCAAGUGUAAAGGUCAGCUGAUGGUGCAGGCAAAUGCCCAGUUGGAAAUGUUGGCAGGAAGACCAGGCUCUCUAGUCAUCCAGCUGGACUCCAACCCAAUCUGGGGCCCUGGGACCAAAGAAGGAGGAGUCGACGCCACACAGGUGUACAGAGACGUCUACAGCAGUGCCCAGCACAACACAAGUCGCCUACUCUACCUCACGUCUGCCUUUACAACUGGCUUCCCUCAUCAGACGAUCUCUGCCACCACUUCUGACACUCUCCCUCCCGAGCUGUCUCUCUUGUUGAACACUUUCUGUGCUCCUUCCUCCUCCUCCCCUCUCCUCUCCUCCUCCCUCUCCUCCCUCUCCUCCCUCUCCUCCCCCUCCUCCUCUCCUCCUCCUCAUCCUCUUUCUGCUGUGUCCAAACUUCUCACUACUUCACAGUCACCAUUCUUGUCUUCAUUCUCGCCUCAUAUGUGGGAGUUGGGCUAAUCUUGCUGUCAGGAGCUACCUUUGCUCUCAUGCCUCAUCUGGAGGCUGUCAAUUUCAACCUGGACAGAUUCAUCGCUGUUCUCCACAGCGUGGGAGGCGGUGCCUUCAUCUUUCUCUACAUCUUGAUGGUGGAUGGAAUGGGGUAUUUCCAGAGUGACGAGAGGACCUAUUCUCUGACGAUGUUUGUGGUGUGUUCAUGGGCAGUGGCUGCCAUGGCAGCUCUCACCUCUGACCAGACUGACUCUUCUGAGGUGCUGUCAGCUUACCAGUGCAAUGCAUGGAGAGGGGUUCUAGUACUGACAUACAUUAGUCUCCAAUACUGCGGUGUGGAUCAGGCGGUGGCUGGGCGGCUGUUUGGGGAGCUGUUGGUGGGAGGUCUGGUCUUCAUCUCUGGCUAUACCUACUUUUCUCACUACUGGAAACACUCUCAGUUCAACUGGAGGAGAAUCGGAUAUGUGUUGUUCCGAGUGAACCUUCUCCCAGUACUACUGAGUCUGACUCUGGGGGAUAUCAUAUGGGGUCUAUAUUCUGCCCAUACUCCUGUCACUUGGUUUCCUCUUCACGUCAGCCUUCAUGGCCUCCUGGCCUCAGAUGACUCCAGCUAGCCUUCAAGGUAUGAGUGGCCAGGGACCUCAGCAUGUGGUGGUGGCUGUCAAGUUUGGGUUUGCUUUUCUCUUCAUCUCCUUUCUACCCUGGAUAAAGGGUAUUUUGAAGGGACUAGCAUCGCUGCCACUGAUGGGAUGGGUGGUGGGGACAGGAGCUGAUGUCAGAACCCUCUACCACUGGAUAUACACUCAGAGAUAUAUGACACUGGGAGGGAUGGUGUUUGGCUAUGUGAUGUGCACCGUCCAGUCAAACUCAGUCUCGACCUCAAGUGACGGCCUCAGGAGACUUAGAAUUGUCAUCAUUCCUUUCUCUCUCCUCAUCAUGCUGGGCUAUGGGAUAUUUCUGCUUUCAGCCACAAACUUUGAGCAGAGCUCCGAGAGCCAGUCCCUCAUUGCACAGCCAGUGAUAAUAUCUUACGCUCUGCUGCGCUACUUCUCCAAACCUCUCCGAAGAUACGAAAGCCACUGGUUGGGAGGGGUGGGAUCGCUGUCCGUGUGGCUGUUUGUCUCCCACCAACACAUUCUCCUGGACCAGAGUGGCUCAAGACUCCUGACCCUAUUCCCCAGUGUCCCGUGGCCAGUCAACUCCGUCCUGGUUCUCUGCGUGUUCUUGUUCUGUCUGAGACUGAUGCAGUUUGGUCAGAAGACUCUCUCCGGGUCGAGUGGCGAGCGAAAUGCUGUAGCACAUCCCUCCACUGCUCAUUCAAAAACUCUACCACUUAGUAACCAGUAACAUAAUAUUAUAGCUAAUGCAUUGACAAUAUUAUUUUUCAUGGUCAAGAUCUUGUAUAAUAUAUUGAAAUUUUAUAUUACCUGUCUAUCAUAACAGUCGAAAAAGCUG